UGCACAUAUUGGCAUCUAGGAGCAGCAGCAUUUUUGAAAUUGAUAGCUAGCAUGGAAAGUAUUCAAGUUGGCUCUAAUGCACUUAUUUUGGAAGUUCUUAACCGCGAUAACUAUAAACAUUGGAGUUCGCGGUUAGAAACUUAUUUGUUGGCUGAAGAUCUCUGGGAGGUUGUUGAAGCAAUCCCGCCAAAACUCGAAGAUGAUCAAGCCGAAUAUAAGGCUUGGACCAAAAAGAAUGCAAAGGCUUUGUAUGCAAUCCAAAAUUCAUGCGGGAGGGAGCUGUUCUCUUUCAUAAGUGAAAUUAAGAUGGCAAAAGGCGCCUGGGAGGCUUUGGAACGAGAGUGCAAACCUGUGCAAGGAUAUGAUGAGAACAAUGCCGACCACUUAGUGCACUAUGAAUCGUUCAUAGAAUCAUUGAGCAGUGGUGAUUGGGAUAAGGCAAAGAAGUGUCUUGGAGAAGUUGAUGUCCGUAGUGUAUCAGUAGUAAAAACAGUAUACAGAUAUGGCGGAGAAAUAGCUCUUCAUGUAGCAGCCAAGGAAGGGCAUGCACAUAUCGUGAAAGAGUUGGUGCAUUUGAUGACACAAGAAGAUUUGAAAACAAAAACCGCACAAGGUCACACAGCUCUUCACGUAGCAGCAGGGAUGGGGCAUGUGCAUGUUGUGAAAGAGUUGCCGGUGCCGUUGAUGGGAGAUGUAAAAGACAAGGAUGGUGACACGGCUCUUCAUAUAGCAGUCCAAGAAGGGCAGGCCGAUGUUGUGAAAGAGUUGGUGUUGUUGAUGAGACAAGAAGACUUGAAAAUAAAAAACGAUGCUGGUUACACAGCUCUUCACCUAGCAGUCAAUAAGGGGAACGUGCCUAUGGUCAAAGAGUUAGUUACAAAAGAAAAAGGUGAGAAUAAUAUUGGCGACGACGACUUUGAGCGUUAUAUACCGUUUACCACCUAUGUGCAAAAUGGUGAUUGGGAUAAGGCAAAUGAGUGUCUUAGAGAACUAGAUAAUCCAUGCAGUGCAAUAACAACAGUAGAUCCAAGAGACGACUACCGAGACACUGCUCUUCACCUAGCAGCCCGGGAAGGGCAUUUGGAUGUUAUCAAAGGAUUGGUGUUGUUGUUGAAAAUGAGACAAGAAGAUUUAGAAUUGAAAACCGCUGAAGAUUUCACAACAUUUGGUUCUGAUAUAACUUUAGGGGUCAGUGAAGAAUUCCUCACGGAAAGGGCCAAAUACAUGGUUGAACAGUGUGAGAGAACACUUGGCAGCCUUUUGGAGAUACAAAACGCUGAAGGGUCCACAGCUCUUCACCUAGCAAUACUGCAGGGGUAUGGGGAUGUUGUGAAAGAGUUGGUGCCAGUAAUGAGAAAAGAAGGUUUAGAAAUAAAAGACGCUGAUGGAGACACAGCUCUUAACAUUGCAAUCUUACAAAGGCAUGUGGAUAUUGCGAAGGAGUUGGUGCAAUCGAUGAGACAAGAAGGUUUGGAAAUAAAAAACAAAGAGGGUUCCGAUGCUCUUCACCGAGCAGCAUUGAAGGGAUAUGUAGAUAUUGUGAAAGAGUUGGUGCCAGUAAUGAGAAAAGAAGGUUUAGAAAUAAAAGACGCUGAUGGAGACACAGCUCUUAACAUUGCAAUCUUACAAGGGCAUGUGGAUAUUGCGAAGGAGUUGGUGCAAUCGAUGAGACAAGAAGGUUUGGAAAUAAAAAACAAAAACGGUUCCAAUGCUCUUCACCAAACGGUCAACAAUAGGCAUAUGCAUUUUGCUAAAGAGUUGAUGGCAUUGAUGAGACCAGAGGCUUUGGAACAAAAAGACGGUGAAGGUUAUACAGCUUUAAGUAUUGCUAUUUUAUGUUUCAAGGAUGGAGACGUUUGCGAAAUGGCUAAAUACAUGGCUGAAAAGAAUGUUAAAGUACUUGGCAUACCCUCCGCUCCCGAUGAUGAGAUUCCAGUUGUCAGAGCUUGUCGUUCUAGUAAAUGGAAGUCGGCUCGCUAUAUGUAUUCUGUCACUCCACUUGAAGUGCUCGAGGGACCCAAUGGCAGUGAUCUUAUUUGCUUUUGUCUCAAUUCUAGCAAAACGAUUGAUUUGGCAUGGGACUUGCUUCAACGUUGCCCAAAUUUGGCAUUCACUAUCACUAAACCGCCUGAUAAAACUAGUCCUAUGUUGAAAUUGGCUCGUAUGCAUUUUGCAUUCUUAAGUGGAACACGACUCACAUGCUGGCAAAGGUGGCUUUAUGAUUGUAUAUACAUACGAGAAGUUGAUCAUGUUAACAUUCAUGAUAUAUCUAUAAAUGUUGCCGAAUCAACAGAAGGUCAUAGCAAUAAAAGGGAUUUCAUUUCCUCAGUUAUGAGUUUAUAUAGAAGAUUUGCUAAGAGCCUCUAUAUAUUUUGCGGAAUCCAUUGUAUAUAUGAAAUGAAAUCGACACAUAAGUGGAUCUUUCAAUUUCUACAUUGCAUGGGUGAAGCGACAAGAAUUGAUAAUCUCACACCGGAUCAACUUGACAUGGUGCAAAAAUCAAUCUUCAAAGCUAUAGAACAAGGGCAUCAUGAGUUUGUUACUGAACUGUGUAAAGCAAAUCCAAAACUAAUCUUGGACAUUGAAGAUGAAAAGGGGAGGAACAUAUUUCAUUUUGCCAUCGAAAAUCGUCAAAAAGAGGUUUAUAGUCUUAUAUAUGGGCUUGAAGAAGAAAAGCGACAUGAGAUUGCAGCUUGGUUUUUGAACUCUGGCAGUAUGCUACAUUUUGCCGCGAAUUUAUCCUCACUUCCACAAUUUGAUGAUAUUCAAGAUGCAAGUUUGCAAAUGCAAAGAGAACUACAAUGGUUUAAGGAGGUGGAAAGUGUUAUACCUCUCGACUAUCAUGAAUCUCGAAAUCGUUCAGACAGUAUAACAGCACAUGAACUAUUUACCAAGAAUCACAAGAAAUUGAUAGAGGUUGCAGAAAAUUCGACGAAAGGAACAGCAACUUCUUGUACAGUUGUAGGUGCUCUUAUUGUUACAAUGACGUUUGCUGUAGCUUUCACAGUUCCUGGGGGAAAUAAUGACAACACAGGCCUUCCCUUGGUACUAUAUAGAAAGUUGUUCAAGGUUCUUAUAAUUUCAGAUACUAUAUCACUUGUUUCUUCCACAACUUCAGUGAUUACAUUCCUGGGAGUACUCACUUCACGUUAUGCAAAAGAUGAUUUCCUCAAAUCUUUGCCCACAAAGAUGAUGAUUGGCCUGUUCACACUUUUUUUCUCUAUUGCCACCAUGAUGAUUGCAUUUUCUUGUGCACUUGUCAUUGUGCUUGACGGAGAAGCAUGGAUUGUUAUACCAAGUAUUUUGUUUGCUAGUGUUCCAGCCAUAUCAUUUGUAUGGUUAUUGUUUCCUCUCCUCGGAAAAAUUUUCAUGUCUACUUAUGGACCUGGAAUAUUUGACAAAAGAAAUAAAGUCAAACCCUGA
Molecule: messenger RNA, 3423 nt
Organism: Rosa chinensis
Lineage: Eukaryota; Viridiplantae; Streptophyta; Magnoliopsida; Rosales; Rosaceae
Exons: 9
Coding region: 52-3423 (1123 amino acids)
Molecular function (GO): protein binding
Source: RefSeq, a predicted model, not a curated record